Messenger RNA from Corylus avellana, 1032 nucleotides. RefSeq names its product nudix hydrolase homolog 26 (gene NUDX26). Lineage: Eukaryota; Viridiplantae; Streptophyta; Magnoliopsida; Fagales; Betulaceae. Gene Ontology annotation, molecular function: bis(5'-adenosyl)-pentaphosphatase activity; guanosine-3',5'-bis(diphosphate) 3'-diphosphatase activity. The record is from RefSeq and is a predicted model, not a curated record. Gene Ontology annotation, cellular component: chloroplast. Gene Ontology annotation, biological process: ribose phosphate metabolic process; nucleoside phosphate metabolic process.
UCGGAACUCCCAGAAAGCCGAGAGGGCGCUUAGGUGAAAUGGCUUUAUGCCGAUUCGCAAUCUUUCCCAAGUCUCCUACUUCAUUUUUCCCCAAUUGCCCUCUAAAUUCCCCUGAAUUUAUGCACCUGCCACUCCUGCUUCAGAAUCAUAAGCCUACUCAUAUAGUCUCCUCAUCUGCGUUGCACUCAUCAUCAUCGUCCAUGGAAUCUGCUCCUGAAGGUUAUAGGAGAAACGUUGGUGUGUGUCUCAUCAAUCCUUCUAAAAAGAUUUUUGCUGCUUCAAGGCUGGAUAUACCCAAUGCUUGGCAAAUGCCGCAGGGUGGUAUUGAUGAGGGUGAAGAUCCUAAAAGUGCGGUCAUCAGGGAGUUAAGAGAGGAGACAGGAGUUAGUUCAGCAGAAAUUCUUGCAGAGGUUCCUUAUUGGUUGACAUAUGACUUCCCUCCUGAAGUCAGGGAAAAGCUUAAACAUCAGUGGGGAUCAGACUGGAAGGGUCAAGCACAAAAGUGGUUUCUUCUUAAAUUCACUGGGAAGGAUGAAGAAAUCAAUCUUCUGGGUGAUGGGACAGAGAAAGCUGAAUUUGGGGAAUGGUCAUGGAUGUCUCCUGAACAAGUAAUUGAGCAUGCAGUGGAUUUUAAGAAGCCUGUUUAUAAGGAAGUUAUGGCAGCUUUUGCUCCAUAUUUCCAGGAAUCUUAGAUUCAAGUUUUGACCAAUGAGUUACUUCAGUAAAUAAAACUAAGUCAAUGAGCAAUGGUUAUCUGAAUUAUGCGCACCGGAUAUCAGCUUGCAUGUUCAAAUAGUUGUAAGAAUGGAAAGUUCAACCUUUUUCUUCAAUCCUAGAUGCAAAUUUUCAUGUAAUGACUAUAGAUGUUCUUAUGAACUCACUAGACUUAUUUGUGGUAAUGUCCUGUUUGUAAGAAUAUUAUUUCUCUUCAUCCUUGACAAGUUUUGAUUAAAUAUUCUAUUGUCAAACAACUUAGGCUUUUGUGAUAAGUUUAAAUGUAUCAUUUUGAAUGCAAGUAAUCCAGAAGUUCUA